CGUUCAUCCAAGCCCACUGCCAACCAACGCGACUUGAUUACUGAGAAUCCUAAGCCCAAUUCGAAUAGCCCGCCGCUAUCUCUACUGGGAUUCUUCAACUACGCCGCCGGUAGACAGCCGGACCCGCCAUGGCCGCUCCUUCAACCGGAGGUCAUACCUGUGCUAUUUGCGGGAAGCAGUAUCAAAGAAGUGCUCAUCUACGCCGGCACGAAUCCACACACGUAGAAUCCGCCAGGUACAAGUGCCUGUACUGCGAAAAGGCGUUCGCCAGACGAGAUGUGUGCCGUAAGCACACGAUUCACUGCCCCAAGAAACAAGACCAAGAAACCGUUCCAAAUCUCAAGCGCGGCCAGAAACCCCGCGCAUGCGACGCCUGCUUUCACAGCAAGCAGUCAUGCGAUACUUCUGAUCCCUGCGUGCGAUGCGUCUCUCGCAAGCUCCCAUGCACAUAUCACCGGUUGGAAGAGAGCACAUCCGUAAUCACAGAUGCAUCCUCAUCCACACCAUCCUCAUCAUUGGCCACCACCGCGGUAGGCACACCCGAUAAUGACAAGGAUCGCACCAAAAUCACAGUCGCUUUCCUUCUCGGUCUGACAAAUCCCAACUCGGAGAACAUACUCGAGUUCCUCGCCAGUGAAGCAGCUGCGAGAACCGAGGGCGAUGGAAUCGAUCCAACAAUGAAGGACAUGCAUGUGCCCACGCAAUAUCCUCCAAACAUGCUGAUCGAUGAUGACUUCACGUUCCUUCCUUAUGGGUUUGCAUCAACGUUCGCUCCCGAGCUGAUAGACUUCAACUCCUUGGACGUCUUGUCAGAAAACAUACUGUCCAACACUAGGAUGUCGUUUCUUGUGCCUGAAAGCCUAGAACCGCGAUCAGCCGAAAUAAUCUCGGGGUUGCAAGAACUUCAUCACACUCUGGUUGCCACAAAUCAAUGGUAUGACGGCACCUUUGAUCUUGACACGGCAAACUCGGUGUUCUCGGCAGGCAAUCUGUGCCAAUUUGCUGCGACCUACUUUCGAGUCAGCCAUCUUGACUUUCCUAUCGUUCAUCGGCCAGACUUUGGCAGUGACUACACAACCAAACAGCUGCUCUUGGCCGUUGGACUCUCUGGGUCUCUGAGAUCCCCCCCAAGCGACGAUGCCCUCGCAGCCCGUGGAUAUCUCACACUUGCCGAGGAAUACAUAUUUCGUUGCCUUGAGCGUCUGAUGCCCCCGGGCUCAGCGCCAGAGUUCACCCAUGAGCUUGAAGAGACACUACAGGCAGCCCUCAUGAUCCACUCCGUUCAGUUCUUCCGAAACGACGUAGCAUCGCGGCGGAAGAACAGAACCCAGCGACUCCCGCAGCUUGUAUCGGCCGUACGGGUCCUCGGUCUAGCACAGACCAAACAUGCUCCCAUAUUCCAAUAUGAAGAAUUUGUGCGCAAUGAGUCAAAAAUCAGACUAGCCAUUUGGACGGCGCUAGGAGACUGGCAGCAAUGCGGCAUGUUCAAUACGCCGCCAUCGAUGACGCCUGCAGAGUUGACUUGUGAUCUGCCGAGCCCCUUGGAACUUUGGGAUGCCAAAGACGCGGCGGAGUACUAUGAAGCGGCCAACGCUCUCGGGGCCGAUGGUUCUAGGCGGAUUUGUUCCGUCAAACAAUGCACCGACGCGCUGAUGGCUGAGAAUUGGGUCGGCAUGGGGAGCUUCCCGUUCCAAGAUAUCAGCGGAUCCGACCUACAAUUGUUAAUUUUCGCACUCAACGGCAUGUUGGCAUCGGCCAAUCUCAUGGGCGUACUACCUGCGUGCGCACCAGCCCUACUGCGUGCCGUUUCCAGGUGGGAAGUCAUGUGGGACACGAUCAGGGGUCGCAUGGAGCCCGCCGCAUUCGAAAAAGCAGGCAUGAUCCGGUACAAUAGCGAGCUAUGCUGGAUAGCAAGAAAGCUCGUUCAUGUCUCCAUCUCAGGAGACAGGAGUUCUGCGUACAUGCAGAAAGUUGGACACGAUUCCCUUGUGCAGCUGCAUGAGUUUGUGCGUCAGUAUCGCGAUAGCUGAACAAUGUCUACGAUGGCUACCAGCGCGAGUGGGCCAAGCAUCCAUACAACGGAAAGUACGAGCACGGAUAUUGCUGUCUUUCACAACUCCCCUUCAACCACACAUGUACUUCAAGAUGAUUAAUGAGGAACUCGGAACUUUGGAAGCGAAAAGUCAAAUGUUUGUAUAGUGUAGCCGUGUUUGUAAUUCAACGCUGAUUGUGGGCUUUUCCAAGGCUAGAGAACACGCAUUCGAUCGAUUCGAUAUAUCAAACAGGACGGUGUCAGGCAAGCUUAACACUGAUCUCUACCGCCUUUUUCUCCACUAGUAAAGUACAUCCAAACAUUCUCGCCAAAAGUCAAUAUUCAGAAAGCAAUGACCACCAAUCCGCACUCGGGUGACUCUUUCAACGUCCCUUGACGGCAGACACCAACAUGAUACCACCGACAGAGCCGCUCGCCACUUUUUGAGACUCCAUUCUUCACGCUAAUUUACAAGUGACGCUUGCGCGCACAGCCACCCUUUGAAGCAGCAGUCGUGGUGGUGGAAGCGGCAGCAGAAGUAGCAGAGGUAGCAGGGGGAACGCCAGAAGCAG
This is a messenger RNA of Colletotrichum scovillei, 2604 nucleotides long. RefSeq lists its product as uncharacterized. The record is from RefSeq and is a predicted model, not a curated record. The transcript has 5 exons. Gene Ontology annotation, biological process: regulation of DNA-templated transcription. Gene Ontology annotation, molecular function: DNA-binding transcription factor activity, RNA polymerase II-specific; zinc ion binding. NCBI's taxonomy places the organism in Eukaryota, Fungi, Ascomycota, Sordariomycetes, Glomerellales, Glomerellaceae. Bases 129 to 2030 code for a protein of 633 amino acids.